AUGUCACUGUUCUGGGCAGGAGUUAGCUCCGGAGGUGGGAGCCUCUUCGGAGCACCAAGCGGAGGAUUGAUGGUCCAGCGGGCGGGAGAGCAAGCUCCGGUGGAAGCCUGUUUGGUGCAGCCCCAAGCGGAGGAGCCAGCUCUGGUAGCAGCCUGUUUGGGGCAGCCCCAAGCGGAGGAGCAAGCUCCGGUGGAAGCCUGUUUGGUGCAGCUCCAAGCGGAGGAGCCAGCUCUGGUAGCAGCCUGUUUGGGGCAGCCCCAAGCGGAGGAGCGAGCUCUGGUAGCAGCCUGUUUGGGGCAGCCCCAAGUGGAGGAGCAAGCUCCGGUGGAAGCCUGUUUGGUGCAGCUCCAAGCGGAGGAGCCAGCUCUGGUAGCAGCCUGUUUGGGGCAGCCCCAAGCGGAGGAGCAAACUCCGGUGGAAGCCUGUUUGGUGCAGCCCCAAGCGGAGGGGCCAGCUCCAGUAGCAGCCUGUUUGGUGCAGCCCCAACCGGAGGAGCCAACUCUGGUGGCAGCCUGUUUGGUGCAGCCCCAAGCGGAGGAGCUAGCUCCAGUAGCAGCCUGUUUGGUGCAGCCCCAAGCGGAGGAGCCAGCUCCAGUAGCAGCCUGUUUGGUGCAGCCCCAACUGGAGGAGCCAGCUCCGGUGGAAGCCUGUUUGGUGCAGCCCCAAGCGGAGGAGCCAGCUCUGGUGGCAGCCUGUUUGGUUCAGCCCCAAGCGGAGGAGCCAGCUCCGGUGGCCUGUUUGGGGCUGCAAGCGGAGGUGGCAAUCUCUUUGGUGCCAGUGCAGGUCAAUCAAGUGGCACCAAUCUGUUUGGAGCAGGAAGUGCAUCUUCUGCUUUUGGUGCAGGAGCAAUGCCUUGUUGCAGUCAUUUUGUUUGUGCCCGUCGCGCGCCACCUGCCCAUUCUUGGCCUUGAGGAAGCGGAGGUGCAACCUUCGGCGCCUCAAGUGGAGGCAGCCACAGGGGCAUGUGAUUCAUGUGGCUUACAGACGCAAAGUUCCGAGCUGCAGCAGGCUCGUGCCACUGUGGUGGAGCACCGCAAAGUCAGCGACUUGCUGCGCAUGUGGGAAGAAAGGAUCCACAAGCAGGCACAACAUUUUGACGCCUUUGCUGAGCAGGUCUUGCGCUUUGACACUGAUUUGAUUGCCAACGCUGCAAAAGUCAAGGUGCUACGAGAGGAGCAUGCUCAAUUGAAGGGCCGACAAGAAUUGGUAGAUCGGUCUUUGCAGCAGAUCUGGGAGCAGCAGGACUCGCUGGGGCGGCUGCUCUCCGGCUUGGUAGAGGCCCUUCGACCACAGCCACAACAAGCUGACGAGGCGGCUGGCAGUGCAGCUGCGCCAAUUCGCAGCCAUCAGCGAGCACUAGCACUGACUCUGCAGCUGGAUGAACUGGAACGACAGGCAGAAGAUUUGGCACGAGAGACUGGCAAAAUACAAUCGAAUUUGUACAAGGAGCCACUUACAACCGUGGUCCGAGCAGACAUCUCAGGGUUUCGUGCAGAUCAGAACGACUGGGUCAUGGGUCGCAGCUGCGAGGUGCUGGAUGCCCACGCAAGUGCACUGGACACUAUGUCAACACAGGUCACAGCAGUGACACAGAGGAUUCAGGUCAUUGAGGGUGCUUUGUGA
Cladocopium goreaui is the source of this 1623-nucleotide messenger RNA. Lineage: Eukaryota; Dinophyceae; Suessiales; Symbiodiniaceae. The record is from the annotation of a GenBank genome assembly.